UCACACUGGAUCCAAACACAGCACACACACAGCUGCCUCGUAUGGACCAGUACUUUAAUCAGAUGGAGAAAAUCAUAAAGGACAAGAAGACCAGCUUCAGGAUCCGCUUCAUGCUGCAGGACGUGCUGGACCUUCAACGGCCUCCAGGUAUGGGUAUGGGUGUCGGGGGUCCUCGUCGCUCGGCACAGAUGCAGUCUCUGAGCGAUGACAUUCAGCUGAACAAGGCGGAGAAGGCGUGGAAACCUUCGACGAAGAAAACCCGCGUGGAGGUCGAGAGUGAGAGCGACGACUCGGAGCACGGGAAGACCCAGGAGCUGUUUAAAAGUGUUCGCAGCAUCCUCAACAAACUCACCCCGCAGAAGUUUCAGCAGCUCAUGAAGAUGGUGACCGAUCUCACCAUCGACACGGAGGAGAGAUUGAAAGGCGUUAUCGAUCUGACCUUCGAGAAGGCCAUCGCUGAGCCUAACUUCUCCGUGGUCUACGCCAACAUGUGCCGCUGCCUCAUGGGGCUUAAAGUUGAAACCACAGAUAAGCCGGGAGUCACUGUGAAUUUCCGCAAGUUGCUGCUAAACCGAUGCCAGAAGGACUUCGAAAAGGGCCAAGUUGACGACGAGAUCUUCGAGAGGAAGCAGAAAGAGCUGGAUGCUGCCACAGUGCCGGAGGAGAAGCAGCGUCUCACUGAGCAGCUGCAGCGCGAGAAAGACAACGCCCACAGGUGCUCGAUGGGCAACAUCAAGUUCAUCGGAGAGCUGUUCAAGCUGAAAAUGCUCACAGAGGCCAUCAUGCACGACUGCAUCGUGAAGCUGCUGAAGAACCACGACGAAGAGUCUCUGGAGUGCCUCUGCAGACUGCUGUCUUCCAUCGGAAAGGACGUAGACUUCGAGAAGGCCAAGCCUCGUAUGGACCAGUACUUUAAUCAGAUGGAGAAAAUCAUAAAGGACAGGAAGACCAGCUCCAGGAUCCGCUUCAUGCUGCAGGACGUGCUGGACCUUCGACGGAGCUCGUGGGUCCCCAGGAGAGGCGAACAGGGCCCGAAGACGAUCGAGCAAAUCCACAAAGACGCCGAGCUGGAGGAGCAACGGGAGCAGAUGAAUGUGCAGCAUGCCUUCAUCUCUAAACUGUCAGGAGGCCACGGAGGCAGAAACGACGGAGGCAGGAACGACGGAGGAAGGAACGACGGAGGAGCUCGUGGGGGCCGCGAGGGCCGUUACAACCAGGGCCGAAGGCAACCUCCCCAGGACGAAGGCUGGAACACAGUGCCCAUCUCCACCAAAAACCGACCCAUUGACACCUCUCGCCUUAGCAAAAUCACUAAGACGCCUGCUCUUGACUUCAACAAUCAGGUCCUGGGCCCCGGUGGGAAAGGCAUGUUUGGCAGCUGGGGGAAGGGCAACAGCGGGGGCAGCACCACUGCUAAGCCUGCAGAAGCCGUGACACGAGAGAAAUCUGACACCCCUCCUCCCCCCCCGGCCUCCACCAAGCCCACGCUGACGGAGGAGGAACUGACAAAGAAAUCCACCGCCAUCAUCGAGGAGUAUCUGCACCUCAACGACAUGAAGGAGGCUCUGCAGUGUGUGCAUGAGAUGAGCAGCACUCAGCUUCUCUUCCUCUUCGUACAAACCGGCCUGGAGUCGACGCUGGAGCGCAGCACCAUCGCCCGAGAGCGCAUGGGCCUCCUGCUGCAGCAGCUCAUCAAAGCCGGCACUCUGCCCAAGCAGCAGUACUACAACGGGCUGCAGGAGAUCCUGGAGGUGGCUGAAGACAUGGCCAUCGACAUCCCUCACAUCUGGCUGUACCUGGCAGAGCUCAUCUCCCCCAUGCUGCGCGAGGGAGGCAUCCCCAUGGGGGAGCUUUUCAGGGAGAUUUCCAAACCUUUGAUUCCUCUGGGCCAAGCCGGAGUCCUGCUGGUGCAAAUCCUCAACUUACUGUGCAAAGAAAGGAGCCAUAAAAAGGCGGGAGCGAUGUGGCGAGAGGGCGGUCUCCGGUGGAGAGACUUCCUCCCCGAGGACGUCGACGUCAACAAGUUCAUGACAGAGAAGAAGGUGGAGUUCACGCUGGGUGUGGAGUCUGAGGACGGUCAGAAGGAGGAGCUGAGCUCUGAGGAGCUGAGCAAACAGAUUCAGAGGCUGAUCCAGGAUCAGGCCGACGACCAGAGGCUGUUUGACUGGAUCGAGGAUAACCUGGAUGAGCAGCAGAUGUCCUCCAACAUGCUGGUCAGAGCUCUGAUGACAUGCAUCUGUCAGUCAGCCAUCAUCUAUGAGAACCCGAACAAGGUAGACGCCGCUAAGAUCAAGAAGAGAGCGAAGGUCCUGCAGAAAUACCUGAGUGACGACAAGAAGGAGCUGCAGGCUCUCUACGCUCUGCAGGCGCUGAUGGUGGAGCUGGAGCAGCCGGCCAACCUGCUGCGGAUGUUCUUCGACAGCCUUUACGACGAGGACGUGAUCAAAGAAGAAGCUUUCUACAAGUGGGAGUCGAGCAAAGACCCGGCGGAGCAGCAAGGGAAAGGCGUGGCUCUAAAGUCCGUCACCGCCUUCUUCACGUGGAUUCGAGAGGCCGCGUAUGAGUCCUACGACAGCUAGAGCAGGAAAAACGCUCCGUGGAGGAUUCAGAAGAAAAAACCCUGAAUCGGCAAAAUCCUUCUGCAUUUUGGUUUCCUUUUGUUUGUUCCCUUUUUGCGCAACUGAAUGUCUUUUUUGGAAAUAAAUACAGGAUAAAAUCGAGCGAGUAGAAGAGCGAGAGAAAAGCCGUGAGAGAAGACGCCGUUUCCUUCAGUAUUUCUUUGAAGUUUACCUGUUUUUUUUCAAACGGCUGGUUUUUCCUCGCCACGGUCAAACACUAUUCAAGACACUUUGCUUAAUGACAGAUAUAUACAAAAAAAUAAACAA
Molecule: messenger RNA, 2885 nt
Organism: Trematomus bernacchii (emerald rockcod)
Lineage: Eukaryota; Metazoa; Chordata; Actinopteri; Perciformes; Nototheniidae
Product: eukaryotic translation initiation factor 4 gamma 1
Exons: 17
Coding region: 42-2579 (845 amino acids)
Cellular component (GO): eukaryotic translation initiation factor 4F complex
Molecular function (GO): protein binding; mRNA binding; translation initiation factor activity
Source: RefSeq, a predicted model, not a curated record